AUGGAGAAUGGCGACGCUUUCACCAUUCCUCAGAUAUGGGGACCCUUGUUAGUCGCGGAAGAAGAGCCUUUACACGAGGCAGGCCUCUUCCCGCUUCCAGAGCUCGAUGUUUCUUCAGUCAAGCUUGACAAUCCAUACGCGCCCACGAAAGGACUAGAUUAUGAUCUGCGUCUGCCGCACCUCGAGUCCUUCCGAUUCGGGCCUCUGGAGGAGCUGGAAGUCACUGACACCUCCGUCGUCUCAUCAACCGCGGAGCAGCCCGCCCUAAGCACGGUAGAACAGGUCGACAUAUGGACGAUACCCUCGGACUUGCUUCCAAGUGGCCAAGAUGCGCCGUUCAUCACCUGGGAAGCCUUCGACCAGUCUAGCCUUCAGGAGCCGCGCUCCGCUUAUGUCUCAGAGGCGGGACCUGGAGCAUUCGACGGAGGAUUGCACCGCCGGAGUGUGGGGGGCGUGUCGAGAUUCGGUAAUGCGCUGCCGUCAGACCUCCUACUCGCGUCUCUCCAUCAUCUGGGCAUGGGUCGAGGCUCAACUCUUUUCUCCUAUGAUACCAAAACCCGGUCGUUUACGCCGGCACUCGAAGACAUUCGAACCGUCGGCUACAGUCUAGCCUCCGCACAGAGCUCUAUCGCCUGUUUCGUCCAGAUGGGAAAUGUGGUCAAGUAUCUGCAAGACUUCGUGCACAACAGUUAUGCCGGUGCAACCACGGUGCCUGCCCGGACGGCUCUAGCUAGUGCGAUAUCGACUAUCCUCACUGCUCUGGAUGCACAUACUUCAUCCAAUAGCCAAAGUGCUCGCAGCUUACUGCAACUACAUUCUCUGUUCGAGCGGCCUCAGCGACUCGUCACUCAUCUCCAGCAAACUGUCACAUCUCUGGAGUCAGCAUGCACCAACGCAGAAUUUGUCUCUAGACUUUACUGCCGGGCUCAAGAUGUCGAACAGCAACCUGAGUGGUUGCGCCAAUGCAUGCUUCAAUUGCUUACACGGGUCUCGGAACCAUGGCUCGAGCUCGUCAGCGAAUGGACUGGACUGUUGAGCAACAGCGCUCCAACGGACCAAAGUGCGAGUCUUGUGGAGCCAGAGGAAGCAAGCUUCGGACUGGCGGGCGAUCAAACUGCGUCAGGGUACAACUUCAACGCGAAGAUGAUGCCAGACUUUGUUUCGGAGGAAGACAGGCGUAUGGUAUUCGAGACCGGGGAGAGCCUCUGCUUCAUCAAGAAACACCAUCCUGACCACCCUCUAGCAAAUUUGGGAGCUUUCAACAUCAAAGCUCCUGCACUUGAGUGGAAACAUGAGUGGCGGGACAUAGAAGCCGUGGCUGAGAAAGCCAAGGAGUACGAACGACGCCUCCUUCAAGCUCUGCAAGAGCACCGUCAAAGCACCUGCAGGACCGUCAGACAACGUCACAUUGCAGUAGAAGACGCAGUCAAUCUGCAGGACUCCGGCCAGAAUCAUGAACAGGUCCAUCACGCCCACGUCGCAGACCUGGCCGCGCUGUUUGAUCAGCCUCCUCGGCCAUCCUUCGACACCUGGCCUGAUGAACUUCGGAAAGUCCUGGCCAACGCUCUCGAUUCGAAUGACACCGCUCAAGCUUGCAAAUCAUCGACCUUCGCGCCGCCACUUUCCAUCACACCCCUGCUCUCACUUAGCCCUCUGCUCGCCACUCAAGCUCGGGUCGUCAACUCCGAGUCACUACGCCUCUUGUUCCGCGCUCACGGUUUGAGGCUGCAUCUCUCUCUACAACGCCAGUACCACCUCUUCGGCGACGGAAUGUUCGUUACGCGUCUGAGCUCAACUCUGUUUAGCCCUGAGCUCGCAACUGCCGAGCGGCAUCGCGGUAUCAUUCGCACAGGUGCGCCCAUGGGCCUCAAGCUCGGCAAUCGAAAGACAUGGCCGCCUGCAAGCUCCGAGCUCCGGCUCGCGCUCAUGGGCGUGCUGAGUGACUGCCAUCACGCAUCUGCGCUCCAGUCCAACAGUCGGCGUGGACAGCCCAAAUCUGCCUCUCGCGGGCCUAUGGCAGCUGAUCGUGCACCUACCGAAUUACCUGGCAACCUCAGCUUUGCUGUCCGUACGCUCUCCGCCGAGGACGCGGAUAAGUGCAUGGAUCCGCAAUCGCUCUACGCGCUUGACUUCCUGCGGCUGCAGUAUACGCCGCCGGAACCGCUGAAGGAAGUCAUUACUGCGGCGGUGCUCGAGAGAUACGACCAGAUUUUCAAGCUGCUGCUUCGGCUCUUGCGCAUGCUGUUCGUGGUAGCGCAUCUCCCGCGGGAUAUACCCAGUCCGACCGCAAAAAUGUUCAGAAACGAGGCCCACUACUUCGUCACGGCCGUGUCUACGUAUUUCUUUGACACGGGUAUCACUGAGCUCUGCAGCGGUUUCUCGGCUUAUCUUGACGAUAUCGAGCGGCGGCUGCAGCGCGAAGACGAUAACGGAAAGAUCGGCCAGCUAGUCACCGGUGGGCCAGAGAGCCUGAGGAUAAGGCACGAGCAGUUCCUGGACCAGAUGCUCUUUGCGCUUUUACUGAGGAAGCGCCAGGCUCAGGUGAUGGUCUUGCUGGAAGAGAUCAUGGAGGCCAUUUUAAGGUUCGAAAGGCUGGUCCAGGAACGGCUUGAGGGAUGGCGGGAGGUGGUAGAGCAGCUGUAUGCAGGUUUCAGGGCCAAGAUUGGGGUGUUUUUGACCGUUUGCAGAGGGCUGGUAGGAAGAAAGGGGUACGGCAAGCGAAGGGCGGCUGAGUCGGGGGAACAGAAUACUAUUGAGCGGCUGGUACUGCUGCUUGAUAUAAGCGGGUAUUACGCUACGGCGAACGAACGUCCACCGUAG
Coniosporium apollinis CBS 100218 is the source of this 2820-nucleotide messenger RNA. RefSeq lists its product as uncharacterized. Gene Ontology annotation, biological process: spindle assembly; meiotic cell cycle; mitotic cell cycle. The coding region runs from base 1 to 2820 and encodes 939 amino acids. NCBI's taxonomy places the organism in Eukaryota, Fungi, Ascomycota, Dothideomycetes. The record is from RefSeq and is a predicted model, not a curated record. The transcript has 2 exons. Gene Ontology annotation, cellular component: centrosome; spindle pole; gamma-tubulin complex. Gene Ontology annotation, molecular function: gamma-tubulin binding; microtubule minus-end binding.